AUGGAUCUCGAGGCCCCUGAGCCUCCUGCCGCAGCUGCCCAGGCUGUGCCUGUUGAGGUUCGCCUUGCAUCCUUGAGCCGUGACGUGGCCCUGCUCGGGCGUCAUUUGCGCAGUGUUCAACACCGUUUGGUCAGCCUUGAGGAUCGCGUGGUCGCCUUGCAGUCCCGUGUGCAGGAUAACGCUGAUCAGCUUGAACAGGACUCCACCCGCCUUGCUGCUAUCAGCCAGUUUCUGCAGGCCUUGGUUCAACACUUGAGCUUUCUGUUGCGUCACGAGAGCUUGAGCCAGGACACCCGGCAAGCUUUGCAUGUCCUGUCUUGCACGGCUUCGGGUCGUUCGCUGUGGAAAAUGCCCUGGGAUGUGGGUCUUUUGGCCUAUGAUCCCACGCCCAAGCCCUUGAAGCCCUUGGCGACAGUGUUGCCGACUUUUGCGAGUCCCACUCCAUCGAGCGUGCCAGCCGAUACUCCCCCGGUUCGGCAGAAGCUUAAACGGCCGUGUUUUGUUCAGAAUGUCCCUUACAAAUUUGUAAAGACUAAGCUGGAAACUAAAACUUGGCUGCAAUUGCAGAACGAGGAGCGGCAUCUUGCAGUGAGCAAGUGGAUUUCCGUUGUUGCGUGUGAUCCCAUGUCUUUUGGUGUCGCUCGCAACUGGUAUCAAGGCAAGGUCGCAGGUCACUGUGUUGGCACGCUUUCCGAUAGCGUCGCAGAUGCUCUUUCAGCAAAGGCGACAGCCACUGUGAAUAAUAGGGCCUCACACCUCUUGCGGUUUGUGGUAUGGACGCGGGGAAGGAAUAUGCUACCGUUCCCUUUGGUCGAGGCAGCCGUUUACCUGUACAUGGACACAAACCGCGCCACGGCUGCUCCAACUGCAUUUCGCAGUUUCCUUUCCUCCGUCGCAUUUGCGAAGUUCGUUCUGGGGAUGCCUUCGGCCGAUGAGGUCCUUUGUUCGCAUCGAAUCACGGGCCUUUCUGCGAGGACCUAUCAACUCAAGAGGCCAUUGAAGCAAAGACUCCCUUUCACUUGCGCACAAGUCAGGAAGCUGGAGGCGAUACUUUCAGGUCAGUUACGCCGCUCGACGGCGGACAGAGUGGCUGCAGGUUUCUUCCUCUUUAUGAUAGGCAGCAGGGGCCGCUUCUCGGACGCCCAGAGGGUGACCGAGCUCAGGCUCCCGCGCGGGGCAAAGUACAUCACUGCUGUUGCGUCGCGCACGAAGAGUUCGACCUCACUUGAGCGCAAGACUCGCAUGCUGCCCAUGGCUGCUCCUGUUGUGAUGCUUGAUGACGAACGUCCAUGGGGAGUGACUUGGUUUGAGCUUUUGGAGUCCGAAGGUCUAGGCCCAGAUCAAGAGUGCCCGCUUCUUCCGCUGGCCAGGUCAGACGGGACUUGGGCUAAGGUGCCUUUGCCGUGUGAUAUGGCGAAUGUGUGGCUGAAGUCAUUGCUCGAUUUUGGCAGCGAUUCCUACGGCAGUUAUGGGACGCAUUCCUGCAAACGCACACUUCUUGCUUGGUCGUCGCAGUUUGGGCUUGCGAGAGAUAUCCGUUGCAUUUUGGGCUAUCAUGUGUCCAGAGCUGCAGGUGUAGGAACCGAGAUCUUGUAUGAGGCCGACGCGCAGGCUCAACCUCUCCGGGAGAUGUCGAGGAUGCUCCUGUGGGUCCGGAAGGGCGAUUUUGAUCCUGAUGCCCCGAGAGGUCGCAAGUUCAGGGUGGCUGAUGGCGAAGAACAGCCUUUUCCCGAGGAUGAAGAUGACUGUGGAGAGGACGGAGCUGUGUCGUCUUCGGAGGGCAGCGAGGAUGACGAGACCCCUGAUCGCAGGUUAGAUGAAGAUUGUGCCAACCAGCUCGUGGGACGCUGGACCGGGAGAGUCGACGAGUCGCUGCUGCCUGUGAGUGGGGUUUAUGUACGCAACUUGGUGUCGAGGGUCAUCCACGUCGCCGCUGAGGAGGGCGGCGAAAUUUUGAUUUGUGGAAGGCCGAUCAACGCAACGUAUGAGAGCUUGGAGUGCAGUUCUCGUUGCUGUUCCGCAGACAUGUCUGGGAAAGCUUACUGCUGCCUUGAGGUGGAGCCGUUUAAGGUUCAAGAAGGUGCGGUUGUGUGCACCAUGGCGGCCUAUUCGGAAUCCACUCCAGUGUUCCGAGCCCGAUGCGCAGCAUGUGGACUUGAUGAAGCCGAGACGGAGAGUCUUGUCGCUGCCGGCCUCACAACCUUGGCGAAGGUCGCUUUCUGCAGUGCCUAUACCCCAGGCGCUGGUGACGAUGGCAGUCUCAUCUUAGCCCUGUCAACUGCGUUGGGAAAAGAGCCGACCUUGGGGCAAAAGGCCUCUUUCCGACGGCUCUUUCACGAGUCUUUCUCAGUUACGACUCAUGAGAUGAAAGGUUUGGUGAGCCAAACGGAGGAGAGUGCACCUCGAAAGCUCUCGGUCCCGGAAAGGGCUGAGAGGCAUUCCGCCAUUGUGAAGCGACUUCCAGGUCUUGACAUUAGAAACCGCACUGAACCGUCUGAUUCAUUGCUUGAUCUGUGUGUUUCAAUGUAUGAGAACAACAAGCUUCUAUAUGUGGAGUGGGACCGCCUGACGAGUAAGGAGCAGGAGCAGACGCUGAGCGCCAAGCGGGAGAAAGUCCUUUCUGUUGAUGCGGCCGGCAUGUUGCGGACCGAAAAGUCCUCCCCGGCAAUAGCCGAUACUUCGACUGAGCUUCUACUCCUUCUUGCCAUGACUCGCAGAGCGGUGGCCUUUGAGAUGGCAAACCUCCUCGACUAUAACCUGCAUGCGCGCUGGAGCGAGCGCCUGCAAAGUGCCCGUUUGGACCCUGUGCUCGCGGGCCACUUGCAACCCACUUUCCAGCAGCUGCAGGCUGCUGAUCGCCGCCUUUUCAUGCUCCUUGCGGACCGAACAAGGACCGGUAUCCAACUGAAUGCCACAGGCAAGCGGCCGCUUGACCUGAUCUUUGUUGAGUGCACCCAAGCUUCGGAAGUCCUUCACCUGUUGCAGCCCCUUCCCAAGGUCGUGGGAGAAGCCAGAAGGGAGGUCGCAAGGGCGCUGGCAAGGGCGUUCGAAUGCCCUUCGGGCUCCAGGGCUGCCACUCCUGCCGUUGCCGGAAAGGCCUUCAUAUCUGCGCUGUCAGUCGCUGCGGACGUACACAUCCUGCCCUGGACUGCCUUGAUGCACGCAUACCCCGCACCGGUGCAUCCUGCAGAAAUUUUGGCUUUUUCCAUGCUUCAAGAGCGCACCCUGGUCCGCUCAAAAAUCGUCGAGAUGGUGGACUUGCUCCCCUUCGAGCCUUCGCCGCGGGCCGAGACUGGUCGUGCUUUCGCUGCCGGGGCUUAUGGUCAGGGUGCACUGGUUGGGUUUCGUAAGAAUACCCUGGUUUUCCCUUUCUGUGUUUUUGCCUUGACUGCCUGGCUGCGCCUGCUGUGCCCAGAUUCCAUUUUCUCAGCCAUUGUUCUCCUGGAUGCUGACGACGCUCCAUUCCAUAAGGAUGUGCGUAACCAUCCUGUGCCUAACACCGUUGCGCCUUUGACCGUCUUCCAAGGUGGUCUGCUUUGGGUCGAGGGUUGUGGUAGUGAAAGCCUCACUUGUGCUGGCCACACCGUCCAGGGUGGCCCUUUGUCCUGGGAGCAUGGUGCCGUUACCUUCGACGCCUAUCGCCUGUGGCAUAAAGUCCUGCCCUGGACGGGGCGCAGGCUUGUCUUGGUGGGUUUCACUCCUGCCUCCUGCCACCGGCUCCUGCCGGACGAUCGUGCCAAACUCGUUGCCUUAGGUUUCCCCCUCCCUCCGCUCCCCCAGACCGCUGAUGCACCUGAGCCUGCGCGACGCUCGCGCUCUCCUGCUCCCACUUCCGCUGUUGUGGCCGGUUCGGGUUCUAGGACUAGGUCGCCUCCCCCUGGUUUGCCGGGUCCCCUAGUCUCCCCAACUCCCGUCGGCACGCCGCCUUUGUUCAUCGAGCUUUGCGCCGGUACUGCCCUGCUGUCACAGCAGGCCGCGGAGGCUGGUUUUCGGACGUUGGCUGUUGACCAUCAUGGCAAUCGCUUUAAGCCGCAUGUGCAUGUUCUGCAGCUGGAUCUCCGCAGCCCCUCCUCCUGGGAGUUCCUUCGUGGCGUCUUGUCAUCCCAAGCCGUGGCUCAUGUGCAUAUUGCCGUGCCGUGCGGCACAUGCAGCCGCGCCCGCGACUUGUCACCUGGGCCCCCCCCUCUGCGCGACCUCCAUCAUGUCUGGGGUCUUCCAGGGCUCUCACCUACUGAUCACGCUCGUGUCCAAAGUGCCAAUGCAAUCUACGAGGGCGCUGCUGCUUUCUUCGAAUUUGUUCUGGCUUCUUUUCCUCAGAUCGGCGUCUCAGUGGAGAACCCUCUGCAUUCAUGGCUUUGGAUGUUGCCGCCUUUUGCCUCUUUGAUGCAGCGCUGCACUUUCGUUGCUUUUGACCUUUGCAGGCAUGGCUCCAACAGGCGCAAGGCUACGGGCCUUCUCACCAACGUGCCAGGUUUGGGGGUCCUUAGUGGGCCAUGCCCAGGUUGUGCGGAGCAUCAGCCCUGGCAAGUCCAAAACGGCGAGUUUGCCACCGCCCGUGAGGCGGCCUACCCGCUCCUUUUCUGCCAGCGGUUCGUGGCGGAGGUUGCGGCCUCCGCUUCAGCGUCUGGGUUGGGCCCUGAUCCCGAUGCCCUUUCUGCCCAUGCUUCCGCGCGUGCAGCCAACCACGUGCAGCCACGCGGGCGCCGCUUUCCGCCGCUCAUACCCGAGUACAGCUACACUGUCACUGUCUUUUCUGAGAUGCCGCCGCCGCUCAAUGCUAAGCGUUGCCUGACAGAUCCUUGGCUGGGUGUGCCGGCCGGCAGCCGUUUCCUGCGACAGUCACUUGAAAGGGGGGGAGUCGCUCUUCCUGACUUCCCAGGGCCGUCGUACGUUACCUUUGGUGUGUACCGUGAGCCGUUGCAGUAUGUGCAUCAUGCUCUUUCCCUGCAGCAUCCUUUUGACCUGGCUCGGGCCGUGCCUGAUGAUCUUCUGCGUGUACUCUUUAAGACUUUGACGGGUGGGCCUGUAGCAGUCCUCCGUUCUAGGUUGCUCAAGCUUCGGCAAUGGCGAGGUUGGGCUAAAGAGCUUGAGUCGGAAAAUGCAAAACUUUUUGCCUCGAUGCACAAGGAUGUCGCAGCCGUCCUCAGAGGAAAGAGGCUGGCCCUACUCGAGAAAAUUGGACGGUCUUUGGGUUGGCCAGAUGAGGCCAUCUAUCGGGACCUUGCGGAUGGUUUUCGCAUAACCGGCUAUCUUCCUGCGACAGGAGUCUUUGAGCCUGACGUGCGCCCUGCAGAGCUUGAUGAGCAGGAGUUCUGGACCCGAGCGCCCGCUCUCCAGAAUUCCUUGGUGGAGAAGAUUCGAAAGCAGGCCAUCGCUGACUUCGAGCAACCCCUGUGGGAGCUGACUCUGGACGAGGCCGACCCGAACUCGAAGGCAUGGCUUCACGGGCCUCUCUCCUUGGAGGAGGUCAGGCAGCGUUUCGGUGACAAAUGGUGCCCUUGCAGAAGAUUCGCGGUAUGGCAAAAGAAGUGGCGACCUAUCGACGAUCUCAGCGAGAACAAUGUCAACUCGACAUUUGGAGCUUUCGAGAAGGUUGCCUUGAGGGCCCUCGACGAGAUUGUGUGGGUCUGCUCAACGAUCUUUCGCUACGCCUCAUCCCGAGGAGAUGUUUCUUUGACUCUUUCAGAUGGCACUUGCCUGAAUGGGAAAGUGCAUGCCAUGUGGGAGCAGGGUGAUAACAUCAGGCCCCUCACGAAGACCUACGACUUGAGGUCUGCUUACAAGCAGCUGCCGCUGCACCCAGAAGAGCAAAGGAAGGCUGUCAUCAUGCUGCGGGAACCUGGGACCCGUGAGCCCAGAGCCUUUGUAUGCCGGACCCUACCUUUCGGGUCUGCGGCUUCGGUUCUGCAGUUCAACCGGGUCUCUUUGCUGCUUAGGCGCAUCCUCCUUGAGGUCGACGUGCUUGCCUCCUGCUACUACGACGACUACCCUUGCACUGCGCCUAAGUGUCUUGCAGAAGCCACUGAUGGCUGUGCCCAUGCAGUCUUCACUCUUUUGGGUUUUGAGACUUCGGUGGACAAGGAGUGUAGCUUUUCUACGCAAACCGAGCUGCUGGGUGUCACCCUUGAUACUUCCGAUCAAGGGUAUCAGGCUGUCCGGGUAGCCAAUAAGCCAGACCGUGCCAGCGCCAUAGCUGAGUCACUCGAGAUGGUCAUGCAUCAAGGGAGAGUGAGGGUGGCCGAGCUUCCUGCCCUUUUUGGCAGGCUCCAGUUUGCCGAAUCACAGCUCUUGGGAAGAUCCGGCCGUCUGGCGCUGGCUGACCUUCGCAAGCUUGAGGCUGCGAAUGCUGUGAGUGUGCCCUUAAUGCCCCAUCAUCUUGAAGCCUUUGCUCUUCUCUUGCGCCGCAUGCGCUCCGGACCGCCCCGAAGCAUUUCCACAGCGGGCGAUCUUUCGCCCGUGCUUGUCUUCACCGAUGGUGCAUGCGAACCCAAGGGAGAUAAGUUCGAGUGCAGUGUGGGGGGCUUGCUAAUCGUUCCGGGCUCCCGCCCGACGAUGAAGGUCUUUGGCUGCCGAGUGCCAGAUUCAGUUGUGCAGGUGUGGGCAGAGGGAAGGAAACACAUCAUAGGGCAGACCGAGCUGUAUGCCGUGGUCCUCGCUCGAGUGCUGUGGAGUAAUGACCUGUCAAAUCGUAGGGUUGUCUACUUUAUCGACCAUUCAGGCGUGCAGGGCGCAUGCAUGACCGGGACGUCAUCCGACUCAUCCUGGAGGCAACUUCUUAUGGCCUUUGAAGUUGCAGAUGAAGCGAGGCCUUGCAUGUCCUGGUUCCAUCGAGUUCCCAGCCACUCAAAUCCAGCUGACCCCCCGUCCAGAGGCCGUUGGCAUGAUAUGUCGUGUUUCAAACCUUUUGUCGAGGAGACACCGCGUUGUUUCCUCACUGGCACAAUCCUCGAAAGGAUGGAGUGA
Molecule: messenger RNA, 6963 nt
Organism: Symbiodinium natans
Lineage: Eukaryota; Dinophyceae; Suessiales; Symbiodiniaceae
Source: the annotation of a GenBank genome assembly